Molecule: messenger RNA, 963 nt
Organism: Lontra canadensis (Northern American river otter)
Lineage: Eukaryota; Metazoa; Chordata; Mammalia; Carnivora; Mustelidae
Product: olfactory receptor 51I2-like
Exons: 1
Coding region: 1-963 (320 amino acids)
Biological process (GO): G protein-coupled receptor signaling pathway
Cellular component (GO): membrane
Molecular function (GO): olfactory receptor activity; G protein-coupled receptor activity
Source: RefSeq, a predicted model, not a curated record
AUGCUGCCUUCCCAGUCCUAUGUCAAUAUCUCCUUCUUCCAGCCACAUGCCUUCCUGAUGAUUGGCAUCCCAGGGCUGGAGGCUAUUCAUGGAUGGAUCUCCAUCCCCUUCUCCUCUAUGUACACGGUGGCCCUCACUGGAAACUGCCUGAUCCUCUUGGCUAUAAGGAGAACUCCCAGCCUGCACCAGCCCAUGUACUAUUUUCUGUCCAUGCUGGCCCUCACUGAUGUGGGCCUCACUCUGUCCACACUGCCCACCACCCUGGCUGUGCUCUGGUUUGACCAUCGGCUCAUAGGUUUCAAUGCCUGCCUGGUCCAGAUGUUCUUCCUCCACUCUUUCUCUGUGGUGGAGUCGUCAGUGCUCCUGGCCAUGUCAUUUGACCGUUUUGUGGCCAUCUCCAACCCUCUUCACUAUGCAGCUGUCCUCACCGAUAAUGUCAUCAUUAGUAUUGGGCUGGCCAUUGUGGCCCGUGCUACCCUUUGUCUCUUCCCAGUGCCCUUCCUGCUCAAACGUCUGAACUUCUGCCCUAAUAAGAUCCUCUUGUCCCACUCAUUCUGUUUCCAUCCUGAUGUGAUGAGAAGAGCCUGUGCUGACAUCACAAUAAACAUCCUCUAUGGGCUUUGUAUGGCACUGUCCACUGGAGGCAUCGAUUCUCUGCUCAUCAUUCUCUCCUACAUUCUCCUCCUACACACAGUGCUAGGACUGGCAUCUCCCAGGGAACGCAUCCGAGCCUUCAACACGUGUGUCUCCCAUAUCCUGGCUGUUUUUGUCUUCUUCAUCCCAGGCAUUACCCUGUCCAUGAUACACCGUUUUGGGGGGCACCUACCUCCCAUUGUACAUGCCUUAGUUGCCUAUACAUACCUGGUGGUGCCCCCUGUGCUCAACCCCAUCAUCUACAGUGUGAAAUCCAAGCCUAUCAGGGAGGCCAUGAUUAGGAUGCUAAAGAGGAAAGACCAAAGCUGA